Colletotrichum karsti is the source of this 1932-nucleotide messenger RNA. RefSeq names its product ANTH domain-containing protein. The record is from RefSeq and is a predicted model, not a curated record. Gene Ontology annotation, molecular function: 1-phosphatidylinositol binding; SNARE binding; clathrin heavy chain binding. Gene Ontology annotation, cellular component: clathrin-coated vesicle; clathrin-coated pit. Gene Ontology annotation, biological process: clathrin coat assembly; vesicle budding from membrane; clathrin-dependent endocytosis. NCBI's taxonomy places the organism in Eukaryota, Fungi, Ascomycota, Sordariomycetes, Glomerellales, Glomerellaceae. The transcript is spliced from 5 exons. The coding region runs from base 1 to 1932 and encodes 643 amino acids.
AUGUCGAGCUCCUUUGAGAAAUCCGUCAAGGGGGCCACCAAGAUCAAGGCUGCGCCGCCCAAGACCAAAUACAUCGAGCACAUUUUAGUAGCGACGCACGCUGGCGAGGCCGGCGUUGGGGAGGUCUUUCGCGCUCUGCAGUUCCGCCUGAGAGACUCGACAUGGACCGUCGUCUUCAAGAGCUUAAUCACCGUCCACCUUAUGAUCCGUGAGGGUUCGCCCGACGUCACACUUUCUUUCCUGGCGAGACACCCGAACACGCUCGCCAUCAGCAGCUUUACCGACGCCCAGACUCAAGGUCGGAACAUCCGGCAUUAUGCAAGCUACUUGAGCUCCAGAGCCAAGGCCUUCCGCGAAACGAAAUGCGACUGGGUUCGAACGAAGGAAUCACGCCUGGAGAAGCUCUCUGUGGACAAGGGCUUGCUCAGGGAGACGGAAAUCCUGCAAACCCAGAUCACGGCUCUGCUGAAAUGCGAAGUGCUUGAAGGCGAAAUCGAGAAUGAAAUCACAGUUACCGUCUUCAGAUUGCUGGUCCUUGAUUUGUUGGCAUUAUUCCAGGCUUUGAACCAGGGGAUGAUUAAUAUUCUGGGAACAUUCUUCGAAAUGUCAAAGGUCGACGCCGAGCGAGCCAUGGCCAUCUAUCGCAACUUCACCAAGCAGACCGACUUUGUAGUGCAGUACUUGAGCGUCGCACGGCAAUUCGAGCAUCAAACGAGAGUCGAGGUUCCCAAGCUGAAGCACGCGCCGGUUAACUUGGGUCGCCAACUUGAGGAGUACCUCCAUGAUCCCGACUUUGAAGUCAACAGAAGACAGUACAUUGCUGAGCAGCAGGCCAAGAAGAAGGGAGGAGGGGUUUCGAAAUCAUCGGCGGGGGCGGGAGCGGCUUUUGACUCGAGGCCGACACCAGCAGCGAAUAAUCCCUUCCCGAGCAUGAAUGGGUCAUCGCAACCCAAGACCGAGACCGCCAAGGGUCCUGCGCCAGACCUGAUCGAUUUCUUCGAGUCAAUUGAGCAAAACCAAACAGUCAUGGCACCCAAUCAGCAACAGCAUCAACAGCAACAACAGAUGCCUAUGCAGACAGGUUUCGCGACUAAUAGCCCGUUUCAGCCACAACCUACGGGCUUCCAGCAGAAUGGUUUUGCCGCGCAACAGAACGGCUUUGCGCCUCAGCCGACUGGUUUUGGAACAAACCCGUACCAACAGCAGCCGCAGCCGCAGCAGCCCCAAAGCACCAAUCCUUUCGGGCAGCCGCAACAGCAGCAGCAACAACAACAAGCGCCACAGCCGUUGCAGCCCAGCUUCACUGGAGCUGGGUUUGGUGGCUUCACCCCUCAGCAAAACUUCCAGCCCGGCGCAUUGGGUUCUAUACCGCAAGACUCAGUCGCAAGCUUUCCAACGGGUGCAACUGGCAUGCUGAGCCCCCAGGCCGGGCAACAAAUCACUAAUCCCUUCCGAGCGUCUAUGCUGAUGGCUCAGCAAACCGGCAUGUCUACUAAUACGGGCUUUUCCUCUCCCGCCAGCCCCCAGCCGAACCUGCAGAGGCAGUCAACAAAUCCCUUUGCCAGGUCUUCGCCUCAGGCACAGCAGCCGUUUCCGCCAGCUCAGGAUAACUCCCCCUUUGCUCAGCAAACCCAGUCGACAACCCAGCUUCCAACCAUUGCUCCUCUUCAGCCAAUGAUGACUGGCACAAACCCCUUUGCCAAGAACUUUGGCAGUUCUCCAUUACAGCAGCAGCGUCCUGCUACGAGCUCUGGUGCUCUUGUGCCACAACCCACAGGAACCACAAACCCCUUCCGUCAAGGCGCCUUUGUCAACCACCAGACCGGUAUGGGCUGGCAGCACAACCAGCAGAGUAUGGGAGGUGGCUUGGACAACCUUGAAACGGUGCCCGUCUUCCCACGACCAAUUCAGCAGUCACCAUGGCAGACAUAA